Messenger RNA from Oenanthe melanoleuca, 4421 nucleotides. RefSeq names its product ATPase cation transporting 13A2 (gene ATP13A2). The record is from RefSeq and is a predicted model, not a curated record. Gene Ontology annotation, cellular component: membrane. The coding region runs from base 40 to 3624 and encodes 1194 amino acids. NCBI's taxonomy places the organism in Eukaryota, Metazoa, Chordata, Aves, Passeriformes, Muscicapidae. The transcript has 30 exons. Gene Ontology annotation, biological process: intracellular calcium ion homeostasis; regulation of mitochondrion organization; regulation of autophagosome size. Gene Ontology annotation, molecular function: ATP hydrolysis activity; ATPase-coupled monoatomic cation transmembrane transporter activity; ATP binding.
CGCCUCUUCCGGCGGCGCGCGGGGCCGCGGGGCCGCGCCAUGAGCUCAGACAGCAGCCGGCUGCUGGGGGCGCGGCGCCCCGGCUACGGGACGCUGCAGCCGGACCCGGACCCCGACCCCGACCCGGCCCCCAUGGAGGUCUGGGGCUACCGGCGCCGGGCGUGGCGGGUGCUGCUGUGCCGGGCGGGGUCGGUGCUGAGCGCGGGGCUGCUGCUGCUGCUCUUCCACUGGAAGCCGAGCCUGGAGGUGCGGGCCAAGGGCGAGCCCUGCGCCCUGGGGCAGGCAGACUGGCUCAUCAUCAGGGACCGUUUUGGGCAGUGCUUCACCACCGAGGUGCUGACGGAGCCGCUGGGCGAGGCCGGGCUGGAGCAGCUCCCCGGGGCCCAGCAGGAGCGCGGCAGCAGCAGCAGCAGCAGCGGCAGCGCCGCGGUGCCGGUGCCGGAUGAGGACGAGAGCCGCGACACCGUCCAGCUCCACGACAAGGACGAGAAGAACAUCCUGAGGUAUUACCUGUUCCAGGGAAUGCGCUACGUGUGGCUGGAGCGGCGGCAGGCGUUCUGCAGAGUCAGUGUCCUGGACGAGGGCUGGAGCUGCUCAGAGCUGCACCUGAGCCGGGCCGGGCUGCACCAGCAGGAGCACAGCGCCAGGAGGAAGAUCUACGGCCCCAACCUCAUCGAGGUGCCUGUCAAGUCCUACGCCAGGCUCCUGGUGGAGGAGGUGCUGAACCCCUUCUACAUGUUCCAAGUGCUCAGCAUGGUGCUGUGGGUGUGUGAUGCCUAUUACUACUACGCUGCCUGCAUCUUCCUCAUCUCCACCUUCUCGCUGGGGCUGUCCCUCUACGAGACACGCAAGCAAAGCACCACGCUGCGGAACAUGGCCAGGAUGUCAGUGGGGAUCCGGGUGCGGCGGUCCGGCGGAGAGGAGCUGGUGGUCAGCUCAGCAGAGCUGGUGCCUGGGGACUGCAUCCAGCUGCCCGCGGCCGGGGCGCUGCUGCCGUGCGACGCGGCGCUGCUGACCGGGGAGUGCAUGGUCAACGAGAGCCUGCUGACCGGGGAGAGCGUGCCGGUGAUGAAGACGCCGCUGCCGGCGGGCGGGCAGGCGGGCAGCAGCAGGUACUGCCCCGAGGAGCACCGGCGGCACACGCUCUUCUGCGGGACGCAGCUCAUCCAGGCCAGGGCGUACGCGGGCGGCGAGGUGCUGGCCGUGGUCACCCGCACAGGGUUCUGCACGGCCAAGGGGGACCUCAUCAGCUCCAUCCUCUACCCCAAACCCGUGAGCUUCAAGUUCUACAAGGACGCCGUGAAGUUCGUGCUGUUCCUCGCCAUCCUGGCUCUCAUUGGCACCUUGUACAGCAUCCUCAUCCUGGUUAGGAACCAGGUGCCGGUGGGCCAGAUCAUCAUCCGCGCCCUGGACCUGGUGACCGUCAUCGUGCCGCCGGCGCUGCCGGCCGCCAUGACCGUGGGCACCAUCUACGCGCAGAACCGGCUGAAGAAGCAGGGCAUCUUCUGCAUCAGCCCGCCGCGCAUCAACCUGGGCGGGAAGCUGCGCCUGGUGUGCUUCGACAAGACCGGCACGCUGACCCACGAGGGGCUGGACGUGUGGGGCGUGGUGCCCCUGCAGCAGCGGCGCUUCCUGCCCAUGGUGCGCGAGCCGCGCCGCCUGCCCGCCGGGGCGCUGCUCUACGCCCUGGCCACGUGCCACGCCGUGUCCCCGCUGCGGGGACAGCUCGUCGGGGACCCCGUGGACCUCAAGAUGCUGGAAUCCACGGGCUGGCGCCUGGAGAUGGUGGAGGAGGAGGAGGAGGAGGAGGAAGGGGAGCUCCAGGCCUUGCAGCAGUUCGGGAUGAAGGUCUUGGCUGUGGUGAAACCUCCGCCAGAGGAGGAGCAGCCUCAGGACAGGAGGCUCCAGGCCCCCGUGGGGAUCCUGCGGCGUUUCCCGUUCUCCUCCUCCCUCCAGAGGAUGAGUGUCCUGGUCAAGCUGCCCGGGGAGGCCUCGGCCCACGCCUACGUCAAGGGUGCCCCGGAGAUGGUGGCCAGUCUGUGCAGGAAGGAAACUGUGCCCCCGGAUUUCUCCCAGGUGCUCCGGCACUACACCACCGACGGCUUCCGGGUGCUGGCUCUGGCCUGCAGAGCCCUGGGCUCGGUGGCCACCUUUGAGGAGGCCCUGCAGCUCCCCAGGGACUCUGUGGAGAGUGGCCUGAGCUUCCUGGGGCUCCUGGUGAUGAAGAACGUGCUGAAGCCAGAGUCUGCCCCGGUGAUCCAGCUGCUGCGCAGCGCCAACAUCCGCCCUGUCAUGGUCACGGGGGACAACAUGCUGACGGCGCUGCACGUGGCGCGGGGCUGCCGCAUGGUGCAGCCCGGGGAGCGCGUGGCGUUCGCCACGGCCUCGCCGCCCGGCCACGGCAAACCCGCCGCCCUCAGGUUCGUGCUGGCCCAGAGCUCCCAGGGCGAGGAGCAGCCCCAGGGCCUGCAGCAGCAGGACAGCUCCUCCCUCCCAGCCCAGCACUGCCACUUGGCCCUCAACGGGAAAUCCUUCCAGGUGGUGUGUGAGCACUUCUCCGACCUCCUGCCCUGGAUCCUGCUCCGGGCCACCGUGUUCGCCCGCAUGCUGCCCGAGCAGAAGACCCAGCUGGUGAGCAGCCUGCAGGAGCUCAAUUACUGCGUGGGCAUGUGCGGGGACGGCGCCAACGACUGCGGGGCGCUGCGCGCGGCCGACGUGGGCAUCUCGCUGUCGGAGGCCGAGGCGUCGGUGGCGUCGCCCUUCACGUCGCGCGUGGCCACCAUCGAGUGCGUGCCGCGGCUCAUCCGGGAGGGCCGGUGCUCCUUGGUCACCUCCUUCGGGGUCUUCAAGUACAUGGCGCUGUACAGCCUGGUGCAGUUCGUGUCCGUGCUGCUGCUCUACACCAUCAACACCAACCUGAGCGAUUUCCAGUUCCUGUUCUUCGACCUGGUGAUCACCACCACGGUGGCCGUGCUGAUGGGGCGCGCGGGGCCGGCGCCGGCGCUGGGCGUGCGGCGCCCGCAGGGAGCCCUGAUCAGCACGCUGGUGCUGGGCAGCCUCCUGCUGCAGACAGCCCUGCUCAUCGCCGUGCAGGUCCUCAGCUACUUCAUCACCACCUCUCAGAGCUGGUACGUCCCCCUGAACAGCACGGUGACAGCGCCCCAGAACCUGCCCAACUACGAGAACACCGUCCUGUUCUGCGUCAGCGGCUUCCAGUACCUGAUCCUGGCCGUGGCCAUGUCCAAGGGCCACCCCUUCCGCGAGCCGCUCUACACCAACGUGCCCUUCCUGCUUGUCCUCGUCCUGCUCUUUGGCCUGAUGAUCUGGCUUACCCUGUACCCGCUGGGCUUUCCCAAAUCCCUGCUGAAGCUCCAGCCCAUCGAGGAUUUCAGUUUCAAGCUGCUCCUCUUGGGCAUUGCUGCCCUCAACUUCUUCGCUGCCUUCGUGCUGGAGACCGCCCUGGAUCACGGCUUGCUCGGCUGCUUCCGAAGGCUGCGCCGGAAAAAAGCCUCCAAGAAGCUUUUCAAGAGGCUGGAGAAGGAGCUGAGCCAGCAGCAGCCAGCCUGGCCACCCCUGGACCAGCCCCUGUUUGCCACGCCCAGGAUGUCCCUGGCUGUGAGAUAGCAGUGCCAGCUGUGCCCUCCAGCCCAGCCCUUGGACACUUCUUUAAUUUAUUUAUCCCAGAAAAAGCAGGGGUGCAGCGGGCAGGAUCCCCCAGCGUUGAAGAUGUGAAUCCCCCGGCCACGCUGAUCCCAUGGUCAGUGAUCCCAUGGCCACGCUGAUCCCAUGGUCAGUGAUCCUGUGGCCAUGGUGAUCCCAUGGUCAGUGAUCCUGUGGUCACACUGAUCCCAUAUCCUUGGUGAUUCCAUGGUCAGUGAUCCCAUGGCCACACUGAUCCCAUAUCCUUGGUGAUCCCAUGGCCACACUGAUCCCAUGGCCAUGCCCAGAGGAGCCGGUGGUGGAGAAGGAAGGGGUGAGAAGAUCCCCAUGAGGAGCAGGAUGCAGCCCUGCCCUUCCUGCAGGAUUCCCCCCACUCCCACACCGGCCACCACGGCUCGUUGGGCCUCGUGAGCAGCCCAGGCCAGCAGGCAGGAGGUCCCUGCUGUCCCCAGCACCCCCAGUGUCACUGUGACGCCCCAGUCCCCUCUAGAUGUGUAGGGAGUUUACAGUCCCCAUUCCCAGCUUGCCAAGGCUGCUGCUCCAUCCCCAGCGCCUGGGCCUGUUCUCUGCUUGGCACGCUCAGGCAGGGCACCUCUGCUGAGGGGUGGGACCUCUGUGGCAUUACAGACCCCACAAAUUCUCUAUUUUUUAACUCCCCCACGCCUUGGGCCUUGAGCUGUCGGGACGGCGACGGCGCCGCUCGCGGGUUCCUGACAGACCUGUCGUGGGUCUGGCCCAAUAAAUUAACUUUUAUUUUCCUG